AGGGAGUCUCCUUUCCUUGGAGGAGUCAGGGAACACUCUGCUCCACCAGCUUCUUGUGGAAGGCUGGAUAUUAUCCAGGCCUGCCCGCAGUCAUCCGGAGGCCUAAACCCCUCCCUGUGGUGCUGUGCUUCAAUGCUCACGCUCCUUGUCCACUUUCAUGCUCCUCCCGUACUCCUGGUUCCUCUUUGAAGUUCGUCGUAGAGAGCGGUAGAAGAAAUAGUGAAAGUCUUUGAUCUUUCUUAUCAGUGCAUAGAAGAAAACACUGAGGGCCAAGAAGUUCUAUUCUCUGGCACCCCCUUCCCUCCUUCAGAGUGGAGUGAGGCGAGCGAGGCCAGAGCUGAGAAGCCGAAUGACUGGGACCCAGAGGAUGCUGAUGCCAGGGACUCAGGCCAGGAUUGAGCAAGAGAACAGACUGGGCUUCUCUAGGAUCAAAGUUGAGGAGAUGGGAUGCCCCAGAUGAUAGGGCUCCUGGGAUUUCAGACCCAAGACCAGCAGGACUCCAGUCACCUCUACCCCAGCUCUCCAGGACACAGCGCUUCCAACUCUGAAUGACGUCCCACCUCUGGUCCUUGCCGCACAACCAACGUGGGAAUCACACCCUCCAGACCUCCCACAGCUCCGCCCCAGCCUGGGCACCGGCCCUGCCUCCAUUUCAGCUGUGACAACCUCAGAGCCGUGUUGGCCCAAGCAUGACAAGGACGUAUGAAAACUUUCAGUGCUUGGAGAAUGAGGAGAAAGUCCAGGGGUUUAAAAAUGGACCGCCUCCUCUCCAGUCCCUCCUGCAGCAUCUCCGCUCUGGGCCCUGCCUUCUCCUGCUGUCCCUGGGCCUCGGCCUCCUGCUGCUGGUCAUCAUCUGUGUGGUUGGAUUCCAAAAUUCCAAAUUUCAGAGGGACCUGGUGACCCUGAGAACAGAUUUUAGCAACUUCACCUCAAACACUGUGGCUGAGAUCCAGGCACUGACUUCCCAGGGCAGCAGCUUGGAAGAAACGAUAGCGUCUCUGAAAGCUGAGGUGGAGGGUCUCAAGCAGGAACGGCAGGCAGUUCAUUCUGAAAUGCUCCUGCGAGUCCAGCAGCUGGUGCAAGACCUGAAUAAACUGACCUGCCAGGUGGCCACUCUCAACAACAAUGCCUCCACUGAAGGGACCUGCUGCCCCGUCAGCUGGGUGGAGCACCAAGACAGCUGCUACUGGUUCUCUCGCUCUGGGAUGUCCUGGGCUGAGGCUGAGAAGUACUGCCAGCUGAAGAACGCCCACCUGGUGGUCAUCAACUCCAGGGAGGAGCAGAAUUUUGUCCAGGAACAUCUAGGCUCCACAUACACCUGGAUGGGCCUCAGUGACCCUGAAGGAGCCUGGAAGUGGGUGGAUGGAACAGACUAUGCGACCGGCUUCCAGAAUUGGAAGCCAGGCCAGCCAGACGACUGGCAGGGGCACGGGCUGGGUGGAGGCGAGGACUGUGCUCACUUCCACCCAGAUGGCAUGUGGAAUGACGACGUCUGUCAGAAGCCCUACCAUUGGGUCUGUGAGGCUGGCCUGGGUCAGACCAGCCAGAAGAGUCACUGAGCUGCCUUUGGUGGGACCACCCGGCCACAGAAAUGGCGGUGGGGAGGAGGACUCUUCCCACGACCUCCUCGCAAGACCGCUCUGGGAGAGAAAUAAGCACUGGGAGAUUGGAAGCACUGAUAACAUUUUGAACUUUUUUCUCCUUAAUUUUAAAAAGAUGGUAUAGUGUUCUUAAGCUUUUAUUUUUUUUCCAACUUUUGAAAGUCAACUUCAUGAAGGUAUAAUUUUUACGUGAUAAAAAUGCACUCAUUUAAAGAGUA
Messenger RNA from Pongo pygmaeus (Bornean orangutan), 1819 nucleotides. It is a transcript of the gene CLEC10A, whose product is annotated as C-type lectin domain containing 10A. The coding region runs from base 690 to 1559 and encodes 289 amino acids. The transcript is spliced from 11 exons. Lineage: Eukaryota; Metazoa; Chordata; Mammalia; Primates; Hominidae. The record is from RefSeq and is a predicted model, not a curated record.